AACUAAAGCCAUUCACAUCCAACAAGUACUCUAUUUCCUACAUCAAAUUCAGAAUCAACCAGAACACCAUUCAAAGUCAGUCACCCCUCUUGUUUCGAGGAAACUUUCGAUAUGGGAAUCCGUUUGCCAUCAAUUCUUCUUAAUGCCAAGCAGAUUCUGAAAAUGCAAGCUCUAUCUGCAAGAAAUCAAUCUGAUGUUCCCAAAGGCCACAUUGCAGUCUAUGUGGGAGAGAUUGAAAGGAAGAGAUUUGUGGUACCUAUAUCAUACUUGAAGCAUCAUUCUUUCGUAGAUCUGCUCAAUAGAUCAGAAGAGGAAUUUGGAUUUCGCCAUCCAAUGGGCGGCUUGACGAUUCCAUGCAGAGAAGAUGCUUUCAUAAAUCUCACUGCUAGGCUGCAUAGAUUAUGAAAGUUGGAAGAACAAAAAUGAAAUGUUCUUGAUCACAGUUUUGCCACCUCCAGAUUUAGGAAGUAGA
Cucurbita pepo subsp. pepo (vegetable marrow) is the source of this 472-nucleotide messenger RNA. The record is from RefSeq and is a predicted model, not a curated record. NCBI's taxonomy places the organism in Eukaryota, Viridiplantae, Streptophyta, Magnoliopsida, Cucurbitales, Cucurbitaceae.